GACAUUUGCGGUCUGCUACUGAAAAUUCUACAGCCAUUCAAGUCGGUUUAGUUUAAAGCACUGGAAGAAAUGCCGCAUACGGAUAUUAGAUUUCACUUUUCCUAAUGCAGUAAUAGCUCGCUUGAGCAUUAUGGACACUUGACGGGACGUUACUGUAUAUCGCUGUUCCCCGGUUUUUCAUUUCUACAGGUGCUGGCUCUAACACUAGUGUUUUCAGUUGUUACAAACCAUGCUGCAAACCAAACGAAGACCAGUUUCUUCUUAAACAUAGCCUCGAAAUCUCACUAUUAUCACUGGAUGAAGUGUGUAGAAUGAUCAAUAGUUCAUGGACAUAACAGAAGAUUGGAUAAAGAGCAGAGUAAAACUUGCCGGGGAGAAUUACGCUAACGUGAAGACACUAAUACUACAGGGGACCUACGAUGCGAAAAUCCUCAACCUGGGAAACUCUUUGUUACGUUUCACUCGACUGAAAAUUUUGGACCUAUCACGAAAUCUGCUGAAAAGUACCAAAGGAAUUGAACAUAUCUACACGUUGGAAGUACUUAACCUGUACUACAACUCAAUAGAAAAUCUGAUGGAAACUUCUUUCAAUUGCCUGUAUGAUUACAUUCUCGCUUCGCUUGAUGUCCUGUCCGCACAACCACAGGUUCAACGGUUUGCGGACAAUAUGGUCGACAAACGAGAUUCUGGAGAGCCACACGACCAUCCUCUUUCCACGCAUGACAAGUCGGAUAUCCAUCGUGAUGUGACCUCGACGGAACCUUCUUCCGCCGAACCUGGGAACCAUAGAAGUGGAUUACAUGAUGCACCGGUCAAUGAUUUAAUUAAGUCUAUUUCAGAUCGCGCGUUAUUCACUCUGUUGAAGAAUUGGAUUCAAGAAGCCGUGUCAGAAAGCUUCGCUCGCCAUGCAAGAUCAAACCCCUCUUCCGUGCUAAAAGAUACGGAUUCGGUAUCAAGGAAUGAAGAUCACGAUACUCGUUCCGACCACUUUCAAUUCUACAAGCCAGCCGCAGGUCUGAAGAUAAAAACUGCAUCCGAGUAUGGACCGGUCGUGGAGAACAGAAAACUCCAUUUCAUGGAGGAUCGCGACACUUCAAGACAAGUUAAAGCUCUUGAAGAGGAGAAUUCUCGGUUGGCGAUGGAAGUUAGAGUGUUGAGGAGCAGGCUUCAGAAGUACGAACAGGCUCACCGACGUGACCGCACAUUGUUAGUUCCCAAUUCAUCAUCGAAUAUGGACAAUCCCCCGAACAGAUCGCUUGUCCCGGAUGUGCCCACAGGAAAAUAUUUCUCCGCAUUUGCCACACCUGGCCUAUACCCAAUCGAUAGAUGCCUACAACCCACCUCCCACACUUCCAGUGGAUAUCUGACAGGAAGUAGUGUUUUCAGUGUCUAUGGAAACAAGCCGAAGCCUUGGAUAUCAGACACGCCGAAACCCUCUCCAUCAACCUGAGGAUCCAUACCCGACAAUUUCUAUCUUCUUGUAUGAAUUUCUUCUAUCAUUUGGUUUCCACGCUUAAUCAACUACGUCUAUUCUAAAGCAGAUCGAGAGCGUUUCUCAGCUAAGCGAAGAGCAAGCCGUAAUAACGCAUUUGCUUCGCCAUUUUACUUCCACGGUGUCACUUGUUAUUGACGUUGUAUCCCUGCAUAGCUAAAUAUCAUUCUAAUACUACACUUUCUUAUCUCAGGAAACUGUGCUUGUCACACUGAUUGUGUGCAUGCCAAUUGCAUUAUGCCCCAUCUUUCUUUUAUUUUGAACGAUCUUUUUAUCCCUAUCCUGAUGCACACUAGAUAUGAUCACGAAAUAUACAAAGAAGUUUUU
Messenger RNA from Dicrocoelium dendriticum, 1819 nucleotides. NCBI's taxonomy places the organism in Eukaryota, Metazoa, Platyhelminthes, Trematoda, Plagiorchiida, Dicrocoeliidae. The record is from the annotation of a GenBank genome assembly.